Danaus chrysippus (African queen) is the source of this 1788-nucleotide messenger RNA. Lineage: Eukaryota; Metazoa; Arthropoda; Insecta; Lepidoptera; Nymphalidae. The record is from the annotation of a GenBank genome assembly.
AUGGCUCUUAAUACCAAAUUGUUAUUACCCGCUCUAUUGGGCUUUUCAUUGGUGACAGUUAGUGCAUUUGUUGUCUACUAUGUAUUCAAAAGAGAGGAUGAAGCUGAAGACAAACCAAUACGAUCAACUAAACUUAAUAUGAUUGAAGUUAAAGUACCUAAAAGUAUUGUCCCGGCUCUCAUCGGUAGGGGUGGCUCAAAUAUUAAACAAAUCGAGGAGAAAACAGGUGCAACAAUACACUUUAAAAAGUUUAGUGAUAAGGAGUAUGAUGUUUGCGUUCUACGAGGAAGAUCUCACGCUACACAGAUUGCUGAGACGUUGAUACAUGAUUUUAUUAAACAACAGCCGUUGAUAGAAAACGACUUUAUGGAAGUACCCGGAUGGGCUUGCGGCAGGAUUAUUGGUGGCAGCGGUGAAACAAUAAACCUGAUAAGCCACACUAGUGGGGCUCGGGUCAAGGUUGAGGGGGACAGAGGAGACAACGGCCAGCGGCAGGUCAGUCUGAAGGGCACCGCGGAACAGAUUGAAGCGGCCAAGAAAAUGAUCGCUGAAUGUGUGGAAUCGGAGAGAUGUCGUCGCGAGAUAGAACAUUCUAGACGUUUGCCUCGCGUGCCGACCCCGCCGACUCCUCAGCCAGCUCAGCCGCUGGCAGACCUGCCGGCAGCUCUGCCCGACAGACCAAACACGCCAGGUGAAACGGCCAAGCAUGUGAAAUACAGGCGUGAGGCGUCUUCAUCUAUAGAGGUGUACGUGUCAGCGGUGUCAUCUCCAUCACGUUUCUGGGUUCAGUUCGUGGGUCCUCAAGUCACUCAGUUGGAUGAACUGGUGUCACACAUGACGGACUAUUACAACAAGAAAGAUAAUAGAGCUAAUCAUGCGUUAAGUCACGUGAGCGUGGGCCAGGUGGUGGCCGCUGUGUUCAGACACGACGGCCGCUGGUACAGGGCGCGGGUCAACGACAUCAGGCCCAAUGAAUUUGAUCACACACAACAAGUAGCGGAUGUAUUUUUCUUGGACUACGGUGACAGUGAAUAUGUAGCUACCCACGAGCUGUGUGAAUUGAGAGCUGAUCUGUUAAGAUUGAGGUUCCAGGCAAUGGAGUGUUUCCUAGCCGGUGUGGAGCCCGCGAGACAGAGGAACGAGGGCGGAGCGCCACGCUGGCAUCCCAAUGCUAUUGAGAGAUUCGAAGAACUCACACAGGUAGCCAAAUGGAAACCAUUAAUGUCUCGUACAUGUAGUUACAAACGCAGCGCUGUGGCCGGCGGCCGGGAGAGAGAAGUGCCGGGGAUAAAACUAUAUGACGUAGCAGAUGGUAAUUACUUGGACGUGUGUGAGGUUCUCAUAGCGGAGGGCUGGGCGGUGCCGGCGGCCUGCGACACGCCCCGCGGAGCCCUGACCGGCGGCGGCGCGGCGGGGGCUCCUUACGGGGACCUGGGACACUCACGUGUCUUAGGUAUGGUGACAAGUAAUCGCGCGUCAUCAAUGCCGGCCGAGCCCAAAGAUAAACCAAGAACACCGGGCCCAGAAACAUUUAGAGACAACCCGAUGUCAAAGUCACUGGCUUCUGGUCUGGAAAAUUCAGAUAAAAUCAAAUCCGUAUCAAAUUUAAAUCUCUCCUACUCCGAGACUACUCCGAAGUCGAACGGAACGAGUGACUUCCUCGACUCUGAAAUAACGACCAAUGAAAAACAACUCGAAGUCACGUCGAAGUCACUCAACGAUGAAAAGGCGAAGAUGAAUAGGAUCGACUCGCAUCAUAGUAAUUUAGAAGCACUCGGAAAGAUUUGA